This is a messenger RNA of Ruditapes philippinarum (Manila clam), 4708 nucleotides long. RefSeq lists its product as uncharacterized. The transcript has 6 exons. Gene Ontology annotation, molecular function: protein binding. Bases 502 to 1992 code for a protein of 496 amino acids. NCBI's taxonomy places the organism in Eukaryota, Metazoa, Mollusca, Bivalvia, Venerida, Veneridae. The record is from RefSeq and is a predicted model, not a curated record.
AUGCUGGAUUCUUAUAUAAUGUAUUUUCAGUAUAUAAAUUAAAAGUCCACCUUAAAUAAGUGAAGUCAUAGAUACAAAAGCAAGCAAUGCAUUAUUUAUGUAUUCAUUAUAAUAGUUGUAGAAACCGAAAGUACAAAAUGCCAACCUGUUGACAUUUAGUCGGAUUUGUUCAUUAUUGUACAACAGUGGGCAUAUUUAAAUUAAAAAUGAUUGUCAGACAUAUUUUCAAUCAUAAAAUUUGAAUGUCAAAUAUAAACAUUUGUUCUCUGUUUCUGUUACAUCUGAAACCACGUGGUAGAACUACCUUCAAUCCGUAUUAACUCCGAGGUUAUUAUAGAUAAUAGCCGAGGACGUUCCGAUUGGUUAUAAUGGAGAUAUAAUGUCCUGCUGUCUACACACAACGUCUAACAUUACAAAUUAUCUGAUUGAAUUGUGUGAUACAUUAUUUAUAGUUACCCAUAUGCUAUGACAUUUACAAGGACAUAAAGUUGAUUUUGAAACAUGGAUAACUAUGAAUUUGUGUCAGAGAAGAAAGACUACAGUGUUCCGGAAUUUCAUGACAGAUUUCAUAAAUGUCUGCCGAAGAUCUUAGAAGUGAAUCAAGGUGUGUGUAAUGAUAGAGACGAGGAAGCGUUUGGUAAAGGAGAGGUGAUAGUUAUCGGAGGUAUAUUUAGACAGAAACGUGUAAUAACAGAGUUACAAUUCAAUCAAAGAACAAGGUUAAUCAGUAUCCCUGAGACUUUCAACGAGAAAUUGUGUUUGAUCAAAGAUGGAAGACCUGGAAAGGAAGACACGCUGUUGAACAUCUUAGCCCACAACCAUCUUCCAAUAACCGUUUGUUUUCCAAGGAAUCGAACAAUAAGUUUAGGGGCUAAAACUGUAAAUAGCAAUCGUAUCCCACAUUUGACCCUGACCGAAAUGUUUGAUGAAGUUUACUUGCUUGGAAACUACAUCAAUAAUGGAGAGCUUUGUGAGAGUAUCGUGACAGUUCCGCUCUACCUGUCACAGCUGCGGGUGUCAAUUGUGAACAGUAUUAAAGAUCAACACGUGAAUGUUUGGAAAACCUACAAACGCAAAAUAAAUGAGGAAUGCUCAAAGAUAAAUUAUAACGGGGAAUUUGGAAACCAAGAUAUCGCCGAAUACGAUCCAAAGGCAGUGCAUACUGGCAAGGCAUUAUCACACCUAGAACCAAUGACCUACGAGAACAUUGUGAAUCUAGUACAGACCAAUGACCAAGCAUUGUUUCCAGAUAUGACACCAGAAGAAAUUGACGAUUUAGGCCUAUACGAAGACGUUCCCAUUGAGACCACGGGAGUGAACAAUCAAGAACUAUAUUACAACCAACCUGAAAAUAAUAAUGCAUUAAAGAAUGAACUGAAAACGGGAAUAGAUUCAUUAAUGCAAAGAACUUCAUUUAUACCAAAUGUCGUUCCAACAUACCAACCUACCAACCAAGAUACACAAGAAGGAAGGAAACAAAUAAACCGACCACCUAUUGCACCAAAGCCUAAAUUGAAUAAAGAUACUCAAUCGAACCAGGCGGCUGCCCCAGCUCUUCCAGUAAGACCAGAAUCCAAAUAUAGAAAGGUCAAAGCUGGGACGCACUCUGUGCCUAACAACACUUACACAAACAUUCUUCCAACGAAUUCCGUUGUUCCGACUGUCCAGGCUACGCAACCACAUCUUCCGCGGGAGGGCUACCAAGGCUUAAAAAGUACCAGCCCUGAUGAAGGCAAAUAUCAAUCCUUGUCUCGAUCAAUUAGCUGCAGGGGAGACGUUGCAGGACUUUCAGUGAAAGAAGUAUGCGAAUAUCUAAGAGCACUAAAUCUAUCAAAGUAUGAAGCCAACUUUAAAGAGCACAUGAUUGACGGAGCAAUGUUAGUCGAACUCGAACCUGAACUUUUCCAAGAAGAAUUUGGGAUGAAAAAAAUAGAGGUCGUUCGACUGAUGAAAUUUGCAAAGGAAGGGCGGCUUCCAGUUCAAAGCAAAUGACUUUUUACGUUCAAUUAUAGUAUUGCGUAAAAUUUACGAAUUGAAAAUAUUUAGGUAUCCUAAAGGUCAUAUCAAGUUAUUUUUUUUAUGAAGUAAAACAUGGCAACCGUGCCAAAAUCCACAUCAUAAAAAAAACCUUAAAAUAAAUGCUUUUAAGAUUGUGUCAUAAGGCAUAUGAUGAUAUAUGUAAUAUAUGUGUUCCAUGUUAUAAAUAAUGAAAAGUAUGCAUAUGUCAUUUAAUGACAAUAUAUUACAGAAUUUCUUCAGGCAAUGGAAACUGUUUUCACAAUCAAUGUAAAAAUGAAAUAUUUUUUCAAGACAGAGGUUUUUGGGAAACUGUUUAUAAACAUAUGUUUAUAGUUUAAUAAUAAUAUACACACAAUAUACAAUUUCAUAAUUUCACAGACAUAAUCAAGUGUGCAUACAAAAGGGUUUGGCUAAAAGUGCUAACAACAUUAUCGUGGGCCCUUCCCUGAUAUAUAAUUACCUCUUAUUUCUCGAAAUAUCCAGACACGGUCAAAAACAUAAUUAUAUAGGCAGUAGUAUUAUAAUUUUAUUUGUCCAAUAAUUUGACCAACUUUAUCUAGUGAUGUUUACACUAAUCCGUGAAUGGCUGAAUUUGUGUAAUGAAUUUGCCCUGCUUUGAAUUUGGAACAGCCCAAUCUAACAAAGUGUGAGCUAAUUAAAGUAUAGAGCCUGGUCAGACUCCACGAAUGAGCAUCAGUCGUAUCACUAUACUGAUAGGAAAGCCGUAUCACGUUCGAUCCCAGCAAGUGUAUGGCAGCGAUGCGGUGACAUAACUAAUACUUUACACCAAUAUCAGGUGCGUUUUGUAUAAUAAGUAAUACAAAGUGAAAUCUAUCACAUGCAUGCAAAUGUUCACACAUUGGUGAGGAAUAAUAUGCGACUUUCAUUAGUCAAAUUUGAGAAAAAGAGGUCAAAUGUAAAAUGAAAUGUUACAUAUUAUUACAUAUGUAGAUGACAAUGGUUAAAAAAUCAUACUACUUGUAAAGAUUUUGAAUGUUGUAAGCCAAGAACACUGUCUUAAUUUUUAUUUUUUAUACAUUCAAACGUUAAUAUUUAUGCAUGUAUAUGUAUCUAUGUAGUUGCCUUGCCGGACUAGUUGCCGGUGGCCCUGUGUCCCUCGUUUUUUGCUUGAUGCGUUCAUUUAAUGUCGCUCUGCGUUGAUGAAUGUGUUCCCAUGUUUUGUUGGUACUUUUAUAUACAUGUAUGUGUAAGAUUCCUAUCCAAAUGUUACAUGUAUAUGUAGAUAAUAUAAUAAUAUUACAGUAUAUAGACACAGAGAAUUAAAAUUACUAGAAACCUUAUGUGAUAUUCGAAAAUCAAAUGUUUAUAUACUAAGAUUUAAAGAAAAAGGAGGGGAUAUAUUUAGACGAAAUCAUAAUUUUAUUACAGUAAACGUUUACCUAUCUAGGGAAAUCUUUUCCCUCGUUUUUGUUGUUGGAUGCGUUCAUUUAAUGUCGUUCUACCUUAUUGAUAUUUUGAAGGUAUGUAUGUUUAUGUAUUUAUAAAAAUUCUUUUUUUAUGUUAUUAUAGAGAUUAUUUAAUAAUUAUGUAUGAAACAGAGGAUUAAUGUUACUCAAAUAUUGUAAUAUGCAGAAACAAAAUGUUGAUAUGCUUAGACAAAAGUUUUUAUUUAAAAGAAAAGGGGAAGGAGUUAGAAUUAGACGGAUUUAUAAUUUCAGUACUGUAAACGUUUACAUAUCUAGGAAAAUCUUUUAACUGUAGUUAAAUCUUUUGAUAUGACUUUUGCAACACAUUUGGACAGGAUUUUAUGGUGUUGUAUAAUUAUGUCAGUUACACAUAAACACAUAGAUUGCAUUGAUAGAUUUAGUUUUACAAGACAUGCUGGCCUUUCAAUAAAAGAAAAUGUCCUAUUUGUUCUAAAUUAGGAGAUGAAUUUCAUUUCAUAAAUUAAUUGAAUAUUCCUUAAAACGUUUGAAUAGGAACAAAACUGAUUAAUGUAAAUUCAUUCAUCUGAUAUAACGAUAUAAUUUGUUUUCACUUUUUUAUCUCACAUUUAAGUUUCCCUACCCUUUUCAAGCUUUAAAUUGUUCAUUAUUUGAUCCAUGUUUUUCAAAUUAAUACACCAAACUUUGAGAUUCAUUACAUGUUAGAAAUUGUAUAAUAAAUGGACACCAAUCAUGCCAAAGUAUUUUCGCAUAUACAUGUAUUUAUUACAUGCUUUUCGGUGGUUUAUAGAAAUAUAUCAGUAAUAUAAAAUUGGUAAUUUCACUGUUUGAAACAGUGAAAUUACCACUUUGAUAAUUUCACUGUUUUGAAUUUAAGCCCCUUACGUUGUUUCAGUGAAAUACCAGCGUGCACAGUACUGGGUACCAACUUAAUGACGUGACGUCGUAAAUGACGUCACGUUGUAUAAUUAUUUGGCGCGCUUUUCAUUCAGUAUUAGGUUAAAUGUCUUUUUAAAACGUUUCUUUGCAUGUAAUAAAAAGAAAAUUUGCUUAGUUUAGUGUAAGAUCGAAAUAUACUUCACCUUGUGAACACCAAAAGUUAAUAUUUCACUCGUGGCUGCGCCACUCGUGAAAUAUACCUUUUGGUGCCCACUCGGUGAAAUAUAUUCCGAUCUUACACUGAACUAAACAAAUAUCCUCUAUGUAUAUCAAUGUUUAGUAAAGAAUACUGUUUUUGUAUUUGGACACUUAUAAUCCUUUAAUAAAUAUAUUUGUUAACAGAU